Messenger RNA from Guyanagaster necrorhizus, 1747 nucleotides. RefSeq lists its product as uncharacterized. Lineage: Eukaryota; Fungi; Basidiomycota; Agaricomycetes; Agaricales; Physalacriaceae. The record is from RefSeq and is a predicted model, not a curated record. Bases 456 to 1415 code for a protein of 319 amino acids. The transcript has 5 exons.
GUAGGUUCAGCCAACAUUUUUUUGCUCAGCCCAAUGCACUGUCAAUAUGCCCCCCAUAUAUCAGUCCCUGAACGACAAAGUUCUCAAUAUUUCCGUGUCGUUCAUUACGCAGAAUCAUCUAAACCUAGCAUUAGACAAAAACUGUUGUACUACCUAGUCGAUCCUCAAAGCCCCUCCCUCACCUCUGGUAGUCCCCGCGUAUUCUAGAGAGAACAGAAUCUGAACCCUCCACAAUCAUUACUUUUAUCAUCCAUGUAUGCACCUACGUAUGUUCCGAUGAACACAGCCGGGACCUUGCCGCCUGGAACCUCGCGAGUGUCGUUUUUUUUUUGAUCAAUACAUUUUCAUUUGAAUCCCACUUCCCCGCUCAGAGUCCGCACUCUACCUUACCUCCAUCUUUCUUGCGGGCGUUGCCGGGUUCCUGUAAAGAUACAAUGGUGUGAUGCAAUUCUUGAAUGAACCAGAAGACCGUCAUGACCUUUUUCGUUUUAAUUCGCCGUGUUGGGUCCAGAGAUAGCGCUGCCAGGACUUUAUCCACCGCUCCUGGACUGUAUGUUCUGCACGAUAUCUCCCAGGCCCACCUCGGAUUGUCUUGGAUGGCCAAUAGGCUCUUACAAGACGAUGGAACGUUGCUUAAGAAGUCCGGACCUUCAUUGCGUCACCUCGCCUCAGGAGCCAAAGCCCAUAACGCAGCUUGCCGAGGAGUUCCUGCUCUCUUCUAUCGCAUGUCAAAUGUAACCCGUUGGAAUCCCUCGAUCCCGACGGCACAUUGCAUCCUUCCUAGGAUACAAAUUACAGUUUUUUUUAAGGCCGUUCUGACGAAUGAGGGGAUGAGAAUGACUUGUAUCGCCUCUCGAGUCUCGCCGGCACCGGAGACAAUAACGUUACAAGAAGGUGGCGUUUCAGUCAUAAUUGAAUGGCUAACGAUGGGGUUUGCCCUGUCCCGUGUUCGGAAGAUCGCAGUCGCGGGUCAAAACAAAACAUUGCCGACUCCAUGGGGCAGUUUUGACAAAGCACUAUGGAAGUUCUUUUCACCCUGUGGCGCCGCAUUGUUAAUCAGCUGGAAGCGAAGCGUGACUCGUCCUUCCACCCGUGUAUGUAGUCCGCGGUGUGUUCGAGGAGGUUUGACGGCGGAACUUCGUGAGAUGGAUGGGCUACGCCUGGAGGACCGCCUUCCGUGGCGCGGUGAUCGACCUCUAGUACCCCGUGUGGUUCUGCGAAUCCUUCCCCGAAGAUUCCUGUGUGUCCCCAUUGUUGAUUUUCGGGGGCUCUCAUCCUUAGGCCCAGCCACGUUUCUCGUUUCAAUAAUCGAUUUUGAGUUCUCGGCCAAACAGAAGAGCGCCCAGGUAGGCCUUCUCGUCGUCAUUGCGUGCGACUUUCACUCAAGAGCGCAUGUUCUGAGACGCAAAUGGUAAAAGUGGACCAAAGGAUAGGUUCUUCACAAUUUUCGGUGCUUCUUUUUGGUCCAAUAGCGUAAUCGGCAUGGAAAUUCGAGUGAACGGAGCUGCUUUCUUUGGCUGCCCCCCAAGAAGCUGCUGCAGUUAUAUCUCCCGGAAUCACGCUCUCGGCCUCCGGAAGCUCCGAUCAACAUCUCUGAGGAGCCUGUGGCGUCUAGGCCGCAUUUACUAUUCUUUCCUUCUUGAGAGCGUUUGAUUGGUCAUUAUAUAUUGUUCGUACAUUUGUUAUUGAUAUACGCUCUGUGUGACGAGAAUAGGCACCCGUUAGAUAUGUACGAAACGAUGAAUAG